CAGAAGCUCGCAUCGUGCACGUGUGACAGGAAUAUGGGACUGUAGACAAAAUACCAAAUGUACAGUAUACGAGAAAUACACGAGCACAUGUUGUCAUUUGUUGAGGAAGACGAUGUCCUAUAUUCAGCUGCCGGAGGAGAUUUGGAUCCACGUGUUUGGAUUUCUGUCUGUUCGUGACAAACUGAGUGUUCGUGUGAGCUGUACGUAUUUUAAGGGACUGAUCGACCACUGGGCAUUAUGGAAAGACAGCGUUCUGGUCAUCCAAAAGCCUGGAGUCUAUGACACACAUUUCUGGAAAACUCUUUCCCGGAGGAAAGUCAAGUCCGUAGUUGUUGAAAAGGCAAAGGUGAAAGUCUUGCAGCAGAUCGUGCUGUAUCUGCCGUGGGUCACCUCAGUGAAUCUGCUGGAGUGCAGCGAUGGCUCAGCUCUGGUUACUCUGGCGGCUUUAAAACACCUCGACAGGCUGGUCAUCUGCCAGUGUAGCUGUCGGAGUUUGAUCAGCUCGCUUUUAUCUUUGAGAAAUCUGACUCAUCUGUGCUUGUGUGAAAUCCAGGAAGCCUCGAUAGCGGAGAUCAGAAAUGUCCUUUCACAACUUACCAAUCUUACUUCACUGCACUACCAUGAUGAUAAAAAUCCCAUCAGCAAAACUGCGCUUCAUAGCCUUUUAACGCGUUUGAACAACCUAAAACACCUCUCUCUGAAACUGGGACCAAAGUAUGGGAUCAUGCCUGUUGAUUAUUUUUGUCCUGCUGGAGCAUGUGGGCAUUCAGCAGGCGAAGAGUCUGUCCUGCACAGCCUGGAGCUGCUGAACUAUGAAGACUCCUGCCUGUCCCCUGAUGCCUUCAGCGCUCUGUCUUCUCUGACCAAACUCUCAGUGCAUUAUAAAACGUGUAUCGUCUGUCCUCUUGGUUGCCCCUUCACAAAAUGUUUGCAAGAGCUUUGUAUGCUCUCAGAGCUUAACAUUUCCUAUGGAUACCCUCUGGAAAUGUACGCUGGCUCCAUCCCCAGGACUGUGCGUCGUCUGUCCCUCAUGGGAGUGAAGGCAGAUCUGGCGUCAGUCAGGAUCCUGGCUAAACGGCUGCCAGAACUCCUCCACCUUCACCUGGACCUGUACUGUCAUGAAAUCUCUCACAUAAUCGCAGAAAUGCCACAGAUGUUCCCAAAGCUGCAGAUCCUAAAAGUGAGACAUCAUAAUGUUCCAGCAUCAGUGUUCCUCCAGCUUCAGCAUCUGCCCCGACUCAGGCAGUUGGUGAUUCUGGAUGCACCCCAAGGCCCCAGUCCUGCUGUCUUAGAUCUGACUCAAAAACUUCAAACACAAACAAACAAUAGGGUCCAUGUGCUUCAUUCUCAUUUAAAGGACCAGACCACAUGUUUUUGUGGAUUUUAUUGAUGGAUCUGAUUGCUUCCUUAAAUACAAGUGUCUAUUUAUAUGCAUCAGCAUGAAGUGCUUUUGUUACAAAGUGCUAUAUAGUUUUAUAAAUAAUAUAGAAGAUAUGUUUUUGUAAUAUAAAAGUCUAUUUGUCUGUUUGCAAACGUGUUCCAUUAAAGCAAUGAAAGAAA
Danio aesculapii is the source of this 1560-nucleotide messenger RNA. RefSeq lists its product as uncharacterized. NCBI's taxonomy places the organism in Eukaryota, Metazoa, Chordata, Actinopteri, Cypriniformes, Danionidae. The coding region runs from base 113 to 1390 and encodes 425 amino acids. The record is from RefSeq and is a predicted model, not a curated record. The transcript has 4 exons. Gene Ontology annotation, molecular function: protein binding.